AUGAAUUUUUCUAUCGACGAAGCAACAUCUGAUAAUAUUAGUAACAUUACUAUCCCAACUGAUGACAUUACCAGUAUUACCACUAUUCCUGCAAGUUCCGCGUAUGAAAAAAAAAAUACUGAAAUAGAAAUUGAUAAUGUAUCUUCGACCUCAUCAACUAUAAAUCUACACGACCCCUCUACUUGGCCAGCAAUAAUCAAUAACCGAUUAUUGGAAAUUCUCGUUGAAAAAGGACCUCCAUCGAUUCAACAAAACAUAAAAUUUCCUACAAAUACAAACAGCGAUGGAAGAUCGUUCUCACCGUCACAAUACUUUCGAAUAUUACCAAAUGGUGAAAAGAUUGAAAGAAAAUGGUUGGUGUACUCACUCAAGAAUUUGGCUACACAAUUAUCCCGACAUGAAUCAAGUAUUGAUCAUAUGUUCAAUUAUCAAAUGUGGAAUGAAUUGAAAAAAAGACUUAGUAAGAAUUGUACUAUAGACUGUGAACAACAACGUAUCACCAGAAUUGUUGCAAUUGUACAGUAUUUAGCAGGACAAUGUUUAGCUUUUAGAGGUGAUUCUGAUGUAUUAUAUGAACUAAAUAACGGAAAUUUUCUAAAAGGUACAGAAAUGCUGGCGAAAUUUGAUCCAAUUAUUUCAAAUCAUAUCAAUAAUAUUCAAAAAAAUUGUACGCCAGAUGUAACGCAUGUUGAACAAAUUUCUUUUGUAGCCAGAAUAGUGGAUAUGAGUACAUCGCCUAUUGAAAUUAAAGAACUAUUUCUUGGGUUCUAUCCAGUAUUGGAUGCAACUGGAGAAGGAUUGUUUAAUUUCUUUACCAAUGAAUUAUUAAGUACUUAUGAUUUAGAUGUACAAAACAUACGUGGCCAAGGAUUAUGA
Onthophagus taurus is the source of this 876-nucleotide messenger RNA. Lineage: Eukaryota; Metazoa; Arthropoda; Insecta; Coleoptera; Scarabaeidae. The record is from RefSeq and is a predicted model, not a curated record.